This is a messenger RNA of Vitrella brassicaformis, 904 nucleotides long. NCBI's taxonomy places the organism in Eukaryota, Vitrellaceae. The record is from the annotation of a GenBank genome assembly.
CUGGAAGGCGGCGUCCUCCCCCGCUGGCCGCUGGAGUGGCAGAAGGUGCUCGUGGUUUGCACAAUGAAGUGUGCGGCAGCUGCCAUCUUCAUCGCCCUGUCCUCCGUACUCCGCGAUGCCGCGGCAUUCGUCGUGCCCACCCCCCUCUCCCUCCCCUCCCGCCAGCUGUCGCUGCCAUCCCCCCUCCCGCCCUCCCCCUCCCCGUCCCCCUCUCGCAACUUGCUGACGAUGAAGGCGCACCCCAACUUUCGCAAGGGCAACACGCAGCGGCUGGGGCGGGCUGCGGACCAGAGGAAGGCGCUCCUGCGGUCCCUCACGACGGCCUGCCUCAAGUAUGGGAGCAUCCGGACGACCGAGGCCAAGGCCAAGCAGGCGGCGCGGCACGUUGACAAGAUGAUUGGUCUGGCCAAGAGGGGGGACCUGCACGCAUUCAGGCAGGCCCUCGGGUGGCUCUACGACAAAGAUCUCACCUUCAGAGUCUUUGAAGCGGUCAGCCAGUCAGCCACACUGCACUGGUCAGACAGUUGAGUCAACAGAGAGAGAUGUGUGUGUGUGUGUGUCGUGUGCAGGCUCCGGCUCGUUAUGCGGAGAGGCGGUGUGGUUACACGAGGGUGAAGCUGAUACAGAAGCAGCGGAAGGGCGACAACGCAAGGAUGGCCAUACUCGAGCUCGUCUAGUGUGGCUGAGCUGCUGCAUCGCCCACAUGGGCAAUGCCAUGUGGAUGGAUGGAUGGAUGAUUGGAUGCAGUGCACUGCUCUCCAAGAGAGACGCGCGACGGACCUCACCGCUGACCGAACCGAUGGGACGGGUGUGAUCUAACGUCAUUUCAACCACCUCUGGGGCGUGUGUGUUGCAGUGCAGAGAUCCCAUCCAUCGAUGAGUCACCUUACCCACCCACCUGCCG